AUGGACUGGCGACUCCAGGACUACGCCAAAUUGGCCGAGGACACCGGUUCGGACCUCCAAGUCUUCCUAGGCGAGAUCCCGCAAUAUCGCAAGGAUAUCACUGGCGAUAUUGCCGAGCUCUUUGCUAUAUCGAAUGCCCUUCAUGUGUUGAACGAGGCAUUGGAGCUGUCCCGCUACGGACGAUAUUCAGGCCGCAUCCUAAAAGAUCUGGAAGUAUGCCUCCCGAGCUUGGGACAUACGCUCGAUGAUGUACGAGAUAUGUUCAGCAAGUCCAAGAAGGGUAAAUACACGGCACCAGGUGCUUUUCCUGGUACCCCGCCAUAUGCAGUGAUAUGGGAAGACGUUCUCGCGGAUCUGAAAGCGCAGGGCAUAUCCUUACCUGUACGGCUGGAAUUAUUCAGGACAUAUCUGCAGGGUAUGUACGACGCAUUGAAAGGCGAGGAAGACGAAGAAGAACUCCACCAGAUCAGGGUCCGUCUAUCAAAGCUGCUUAAGAAGCAAGAGCCUAUCGAAUCAUACUUCAAUAAACUGUCUGUGCAUGGGCAUGGGCAAGGCUAUGCCAGAACGCCAAAGCCCCCCUCUCCCAAAGUCCCGAGACCGAAGAUCCACAGUCUUCCUACCUAUCCAGCUCCGGGAUAUGGGCCCCACUAUGCACCACCACAGCCGAUGCCAUUGCCACAUCGAGCCCAUAUUGCACCAACCUGGGGAGGCAUAGGAGAAAUACCGUUUAUACCACCGCCGGUACCAGAGAUUCCUCAGUCGCCGACAUAUUCGUCAGCGUCUUCACAGUCCUACUCCAACCACUCAACUGAUUCAGGAGAACCGGUAGCCCACUGGGCCAUGAAGAUCUUUGAUGGACGCCAUUCUUCAACACGGUUCCACACAUUUGGAGACCCUACGACAUGUCUCGGAAGGGAUGAGCCCCGGGCUAUUGAGUUACUCGAUAGUGACGGAUUCGAGAAGGUACUGGAGUUGCCUUUUGAGGCCACCAACGUUUGGGUAAGGCUAUACUGGAGGCCAGAGGACAACCGCGCCCGAAUUCUCUUUCUCACAAUGGAUCCCACUGGACGCCGCAUGAGAUAUUGCUUCCCAUUGACCGGAUUAAAAUUGCUUCGUGCAGAGUCUUGUUUGCAGCUCUGCCGUGUCAACAAAAGAGAUGGACGGCUCGAUGUGUGGGCUAAGCUCCGAUUCACUUUGUAUGAGCGAAUGGUCCUUUUCUACUGCACCGCUGUUGCCAUGAAACGCCAAGAUGAAAAUGGCAUUGCCGAAGGACUGGUAGACUUCUUCCAUCCUGGGGAGCUAGAAUUCAGCGGCGAGAUCAAAGACAGCAAAUACCUCCAUGCAUUCCGCAUAUACCGUGACGUAGACUCUGGUUGCGUUCGCUUCGAGGCGACAGCUCGUCGGGGACCACUCAAGACAAUACCUAUCUGGACCGCCUUUGUCACACAGUAUAUUGGGCACAGAGGUUGGAUGAAGCGAGUUGGCAAUACUACAAUCCAGUUUGGCGAGCUUCACCCAUAUGUGUUUUGUGAAGGGUACAAGUUACCAAAAGGGCCGACGGGCAGGUAUCAGUUGACGUUCACUACACCCGAAGAUGCAAGGAACUUCAAGGAGUGGUUCCAUCACAUUAGGAUCUGA
This is a messenger RNA of Cucurbitaria berberidis CBS 394.84, 1638 nucleotides long. RefSeq lists its product as uncharacterized. The coding region runs from base 1 to 1638 and encodes 545 amino acids. The record is from RefSeq and is a predicted model, not a curated record. NCBI's taxonomy places the organism in Eukaryota, Fungi, Ascomycota, Dothideomycetes, Pleosporales, Cucurbitariaceae. The transcript has 5 exons.